Messenger RNA from Exophiala xenobiotica, 1971 nucleotides. RefSeq lists its product as uncharacterized. The transcript is spliced from 5 exons. Bases 132 to 1214 code for a protein of 360 amino acids. Gene Ontology annotation, molecular function: protein binding; RNA binding. Lineage: Eukaryota; Fungi; Ascomycota; Eurotiomycetes; Chaetothyriales; Herpotrichiellaceae. The record is from RefSeq and is a predicted model, not a curated record. Gene Ontology annotation, cellular component: catalytic step 2 spliceosome.
CAGAAAAUGUCCAUCGAUGCUCGUUCGUCCUUCGCAAUCACUUCGAUACGUGCAUUGGCAUUGGCGGCCUCUUACAAAGUCUUGAAUUCCAUCAGUCCACCUUUUUCCAAACCUCUCAUAGCGGCGCAAUCAUGAUGCCGUCCAUAAAGCGACAGGCGUCCGACAGCUUUAGCCAGCCACAGUCUCUCGUCAAGAGGCAGAAGUCCAAUUCAGACCUUAACGAGAGUCGAGCCCUGACAGUUGGCGGCAAAGGCCAGGAUGGAGCUCUUGUACCAUCAUCAAUGCGAACGAGCGCACUCGCUGCGCCCAUCAUGGAAUUGACAGGUCACUCCGGCGAAAUCUUUGCCGUGAGAUUCGAUCCUACAGGUCAACAUAUCGCCUCAGGCUCAAUGGAUCGAUCGAUAAUGCUCUGGAACACGUACGGACAAUGCGAGAACUACGGAGUCAUGACGGGACACAAAGGAGCGGUGCUGGACCUACAGUGGUCACGAGAUUCCAGAACGAUAUAUUCAGCAUCUGCUGAUAUGACGGUCGCAAGCUGGGACCUCGAAAUGGGCCUGAGGAUACGAAAGCAUGUCGGUCAUGAAGAGGUCAUAAAUUGCCUGGACUUGAGUCGGAGGGGACAAGACUUACUCCUGAGCGGCAGCGACGAUGGCUGCAUAGGGAUAUGGGAUCCUCGUCAGAAAGCCGCGGUCGACUACAUUGAGACUGACUUUCCCAUCACGGCGGUAGCUAUGGCCGAGCAAGGCCACGAAAUAUAUUCCGGUGGCAUUGACAACGAUAUCAAAGUAUGGGAUGCUCGCAAGAUGGAGGUAACAUAUACUCUGGCCGGUCACGGAGACACCAUAACCUCGCUAGAGGUUUCGCCAGACUCGCAGACAUUGUUGUCCAACUCUCAUGAUUCGACUGUACGAACCUGGGAUAUCCGACCUUUCGCACCAGUGGACAGAGCUGUGCGCACAUACGACGGCGCGUCUGCAGGAUUCGAGAAGAAUCUCAUACGGGCCAGUUGGAGUCCGAAGGGUGAUAAAAUCUGUGCUGGCUCCGGUGAUAGAACGGUGGUAGUAUGGGACACUCGAUCUGCCAAAUUGCUGUACAAACUACCUGGGCACAAAGGCACGGUGAAUGAUGUACGGUUUUCACCUACUGAAGAAACGAUCAUUGCUUCUGGCUCGACUGAUCGAAAUAUCGUUCUUGGUGAGCUAGGAAGAUGAUGAAGCACCCUGCAAAAGAGAGCCUCCGGAUGUUGUCAACUACCACUUCGAUCUGGUGUAUUUGCAGAUCACGCAGACCUGCCUCCGAGCGAAAACCUAUACCGAGCGUAUAGACCUGGCCACUCAGUUUUUGGCUUGUGUUUUUCAGCACAGUGACGAUCCAUGUGAAAGGGUUAGCGGGUGCCGGUCUCGUGUGCUAAUGACACUCGAGUCUUCAUCACACCUUGAUGCCGCAUGGGAGUGCUGGGAUUUUUGCCAGCCAAACAGAUUGAGUAAAGCCCCCCCUGCUUGAGGAGCGACGAAGCCCAGCUGGAUUUUGGACUCGCUAUAGGCUGAGACUUGGGAUUGCCACUGACCAUCUGGAGCCAGUGUUUUUGGAAGGCAAAUCCGCGACCAAAACAUGGCUAGACACGUAUGAUAAGCAAGAACGUGGGUGCCUACUGCCCAUUGGCCGAUCUGAAACGGUUGGAGUCAAAUACACCGCUACGGGUAGGCGUACGCAUGAAUCAAUCUCGGUAGGAUGCAGGCAGACGGAGAUCUAUGUAGUCACGGCACGGCACCAUCGUUUUCGAAGAUCUGCUGCGCUCACAGGUCAUCCCGUUUAAAGGAGGGUGAUGCUGCCAUGUGCUCACUCCCGGCUUAGGCGAGCCGGGUGGAUGAUGACUUGUGCCUCGUUUUAGGAAGAGGGAGAGUGAUUGAUAUUAUUUCGUGAGCUGCUCCUAAGAGCACAUUUUCUCAUAUCUCGUCUUCCAUAGGC